AUGUUCCCUCCGUUCGACUAUUUCACGUACCUGCGGGUUCGGGACUCCAAGCGCAAGGAACGUGCUGCCCGGUUCGCUGCGCUGGGCCCCGAAUACCACGCCCCGUUCUCGGCGUUUGACAAGACGGUGGUCAAUAAGCCCAUUCAAGAGCUGGUGCAGGAGGUCCAGCAGGGCUCGCUCGCUGCGGUCGAUGUGCUCCGUACCUACGGCAAGGUCGCCGUCAAGGCCCAGGAGAAAACCAACUGCAUCACAGAGCUGUUGCUACCGGAAGCAGAGACGUGGGCGCAGUCGGAGGUGAAUCUCAAGGGUCCCUUGGCGGGCGUUCCUAUUUCGUUGAAGGAUUCUCUCCAGGUGAAGGGGUUUGACAUUACCCUCGGCUAUGCUCGUCUGGCGGGGAAGCCGUACAAGGAGGAUGGCCCGAUGGUGAGACUGUUGAAAGAUGCUGGCGCGGUCCCAUAUGCCAAGACGGCAUUGCCAAUCACCCUGCUCUCGUUCGAGUCGGCUAAUGGCCUCUGGGGACACUGUCUCAACCCUCAUGUCCCCGAAUACUCCCCCGGUGGUUCGACCGGUGGUGAGGGCGCCCUUCUAGCUCUCGGAGGCCGUAUUGGUAUCGGUUCCGAUGUGGCGGGUUCCGUUCGUGUGCCUGCCGCCUGGAGUGGAAUCUACUCCCUCCGUUGCAGCACCGGUCGUUGGCCGAAAGCUGGGGUUAACACCAGCAUGGCGGGCCAGGAGGGAAUUGCCAGCGUUUUCAGUCCCAUGGCUCGUACCCUGAAUGAUCUGUCUUACUUCACCGAGGCUCUCAUCGGUAUGCAGCCGUGGAAAUAUGACUACACCGUGCAUCCGAUUGCCUGGAGGAAGGACGAGGAAAACGAGGUCAAGGAGAGAAAGCUAAAUAUUGGUGUGAUGAGCAACGAUGGCGUCGUUCCUCCUACGCCCGCUAUCGAACGUGCUCUGGCUACCACCGUCGCCGCCCUGACCGCUGCCGGCCACACCGUCACAGAAAUCGCAACCCCAGCCACCGCAGACCCCUUUACUGGCCUCGACCUCGCCUCUCAGCUCCUGAACUCGGACGGUUGUUACACCUUCAACUCGCACCGGUACACCUUUGAGCCCUCUGACCCCGGUGCCGACCAGCUGACGCGGAUUGCCAACCUCCCCCGUCCGCUCCGCUACCUCUACUACCUGUUUGUGCGCUACAUCAAGCGCGACGCGAAGGGGGCAGCUCUGAUCCGCAACUUCUCCCUCAAGAACGGCGCCGAACAGUGGAAGCUCGUAGCCAGGCGUGAAGCCUUCCGCGCCACCUGGCACCAGUGGUGGGAUGCCAAACCCCAACAGUACGACUUCAUCCUGUGUCCCGUCAACGCUACCCCCGCCCUGCCGCACAAGGCGAUGCACGACGCCGUCUCCUCCUGCGGCUACACCUUCCUCUGGAAUCUGCUGGAUUACACCGCCGGUGUCCUGCCCGUCGGCCACGUCGACCCCGUCAAGGAUGCUCUCGUGGCUCCCUACAAGACCACCCUCAAGAAGCUGGGGUGCAACAAUACCGUCGCCCGGGGCGCCUGGAAGCACUACAAUGCACAGAAGAUGGCCGGUCUCCCCACCGCCGUCCAGGUCGUCGGCAGACGCUGGCAAGAGGAGAAGGUUCUCGGCUACAUGUCCGUCGUUGAGGAUGCCCUGGACAGAUACGCAGAGGGCGGGAAGUACACCUUGAUCGAAAUUGAUUAG
Messenger RNA from Penicilliopsis zonata CBS 506.65, 1725 nucleotides. RefSeq lists its product as hypothetical. The coding region runs from base 1 to 1725 and encodes 574 amino acids. Lineage: Eukaryota; Fungi; Ascomycota; Eurotiomycetes; Eurotiales; Aspergillaceae. The record is from RefSeq and is a predicted model, not a curated record. The transcript has 4 exons.